This is a messenger RNA of Panicum virgatum (switchgrass), 945 nucleotides long. RefSeq lists its product as uncharacterized. The coding region runs from base 1 to 945 and encodes 314 amino acids. The record is from RefSeq and is a predicted model, not a curated record. The transcript has a single exon. Lineage: Eukaryota; Viridiplantae; Streptophyta; Magnoliopsida; Poales; Poaceae.
AUGGCGAAGGAGAAGCCGGCCGCCUCUUUGCGCACCUCGGACGACAUGCGCGGCCGCGUCAUCAUCGGCUCCACGGGCGGGUGGCUCGUCACCGCCGACGAGCAGGGGGCCCUCCGCAUGGCUAACCCGGCCACCGGGGAGCACGCCGACCUACCGGCUAUUACCACCAUCCCGUUCCUCCGUUCGCUCUGGGGCCGAUGGUUCUGCCUCGACGUGGCGCCCUUCUUGCAGAUCCGGUUCGGAGGCCCUCCGCCGCCGGAGGACAAGGACUGGGGGCCCAAGCCGAGGACGUCCACGCUCACCGCCGCACAGAUGCGCCAGAAAUUCUACCGCAAGGUCGUCCUCUCGGCGUCCCCGCGGCCGGGCAGCUACGCCGCCAUGCUCAUCACGGACAGGCACAUCGGCACCCCGGCCUUCGCGGUGGCGGAGGAUCCCGUUCCCGCCUGGAGGAUGGCGCGCUCCCCCGACGGCGUCGAGGACGCAAUCCACCACGACGGCCGGUUCUACUCCGUCACGUACACCGGCCGCGUCGAGGCGUGGCAACGCGACGACGAGACCGGCGAGUUCACCAGCCAGGUGGUGGCGCCGCCGCUGGCUGCGGCUGCUCACGACGAGAAGAAGCAGCUGCGCCGCAAGUACCUCGCGGCGUCGACGGACGGGCGGCUGAUGGCCGUGCUCAAGCACACGGAGGUGGUCGAAGAGAAGGGGGAGUACUCGUACAUGAACAAGUGGAUCACGCGCGUCCACUUCGAGGUGCAAGUCCUGGACCAGGCGAACGGGCGGUGGGAGGCGGCGGACAUGGGCGGCGCCGCGCUCUUCGUUGGCGUGAACGGCACCGUGUGCGUGUCGGCGAGGGAGCACCGGGGCAUCGCCGCCGGCAGCAUCUACUUCACGGACGACGAGGUCAGGGACGCCUGCCUGCGCCAGGCGCACGGCGCCAACUAA